Apis laboriosa (Himalayan honeybee) is the source of this 1534-nucleotide messenger RNA. RefSeq names its product dynein regulatory complex subunit 5. The transcript has 9 exons. Gene Ontology annotation, molecular function: protein binding. The record is from RefSeq and is a predicted model, not a curated record. NCBI's taxonomy places the organism in Eukaryota, Metazoa, Arthropoda, Insecta, Hymenoptera, Apidae. Bases 83 to 1534 code for a protein of 483 amino acids.
AAAAUGGUGAAAAUAAGAAGGAAAUGAAUCGAAGUGGAUAUUUGUAUAUGUAUGAAUAUAAUGCAUAAAAGAAGCAACAAAAAUGAAAAUUCCAUACACUAUACCGAAAUAUGUGUUUGAAACAUACCGAUGUUCAGAUGAAACGAUACAAUUACCGACCGAGACUGAACGAACAAUUCGGUCGGAAGAUGUUUACUGGGACGUGGACAGAGUUCCGAGCUUGAAGACCCUUGCUCUUCGUGUUAUAGCCUCUGAAUGGAAAAGAAAUCCAAUACUGGAAGAAUUACCGACAUGCGAGGAUAGAAAUGAGCUAAUAGAAAUUUUGUCUACCGAUUUGCCAUUUGAAUUGACCAUAAAGAAAAUUGAGGACGAAUAUUAUUGGGAACGUUGCUCGAAAGCUAGAUGGGAACACAACGAUUUAUCUAUGCAUGGUAAUUGUUGGCGACGACGUUAUUGCGAGGGUAUUUUUGGCGAAUAUUUGGAGAAUCUCGAUCCAACUUUCUUCGAAGCGCAAAAGGAAGAAUGCGAAAAAAUGAUCGAUCUCGUGCAUAAAUACGUGCAUACCAUACAGAUACGUUCUCUCAUACCUACAAGGAAAACAAGGAUAUCUUUAAACGACGAAGACCCUUGUGAAAAAGAUACAGAAUAUCCCGUUAAUCACAUCCCAUUAGAAAUUAUUUUACCACGUUUUCCUUAUCUUACGGAAAUUCGUAUUAAUUUUGGACAGAUUUAUAUGAACGACGGUUUCGAAUGGAAAGAUUUUGACAUUUCCAUUGAAGAUUGUCUGGGUCUUGGUCGUGGGAUUAAAGCUUGUGAGAAAUUGAAGAAGUUUAGUUUAACUAGGAGCAAUGUGGACCAAUUACGUAUUGCAGCUCUUCUUCAGGGAAUGGUGGAAAACCAUAAUAUAGAAGAAUUAAAUUUCUCUCAUUGCAAACUGGGAAACGUAGGAGCUCAGGCAAUUGGUGAAUUCAUAUUGUUGCACAAGAAGUUGAAGGUAUUGAAUUUGGAGAACAAUAACAUAGGACCGGAAGGAGUUGCUGGCAUAAUUUAUGGGAUGCUAAAGUUGGAGAACACGAUAAUGUUUAAAGUUCUGAAUCUAGGGAUGAACCCUUUGCUAGACAACGGGAUGUUUCACAUAUGUGCCCUUCUGUUAAGAAACGAAAGUUUGGAAGUUCUCAAUUUGAGUGCUUGCAAAAUAGAAGCUGCAGGGGGUAUGGCACUGGCCGAUAUAUUGAUUUCCGGUUCCAUCAAUUUCGAAAAUUUAAGUAUCGAUGUGUCGAACAACGAUUUUAAUGAAAAAAUUGGAGAGACAAUUGACUUAGCACUGAAGGAAAUUCCGUUUAUAGUGGAAUUCAAAGCUCGAAUGUGUAAUUUCUCGAAAAAAUCAGAAAAUUCUAUCUACGAGAGUGUAAUGAGAAAUAAACUAAAGAAACUGAAAGAGAAUACGAAACAGAUGCUUGAAGAAUCACAAAGAAUUUCCAGCGAUGUGUCUAUUUUUAAACAAGUACUCAACAAUAAUAUAUUCAAUAUAUAA